Molecule: messenger RNA, 1144 nt
Organism: Epinephelus lanceolatus (giant grouper)
Lineage: Eukaryota; Metazoa; Chordata; Actinopteri; Perciformes; Serranidae
Gene: surf2
Product: surfeit 2
Source: RefSeq, a predicted model, not a curated record
CAGUCAACCCACGUGUAGUCACUUCCUGUUAGGGGGGAGUCCUGAUCAACACACGGGAAUAUCUGUUUUGGAGUGUUUUUAAGCUAUGGAUGAAUUGCCUGCGGAUCUUAAAGCCUUUCUUCUGAACCACCCGUUUCUUCAGCUUACAGAUGCCAAAAAGAUCAAAUGCACUCUGAAUGGCCAUGAGUUUCCAUGCAACCUGACGGAGAUAGAGAAGUUCACUAAAGGGAAGAAGUAUGAGAAGCUGAGUGCCGCAGCAGACUUCAACUACAGCCAGUAUGAGCCACACAUUGUACCAAGCACAAAACAAGCCAAUCAGCUCUUCUGUAAGCUGACCCUCAGACACCUCAACCGGCAGCCUCAUCAUGUCUUGAGACAUGUUAAUGGGAAACGCUUCAAGAAAGCCCUCUCCAAAUAUGAAGAGUGUGUGAAGCAAGGGAUUGAAUUCGUCCCAGCUAGACUCAAACAGAAAAAGCCCAAAGACACUGGAGAGGAGGUCAAUCACGGGAGGCCCUCAAAACAUGGGAACAGCUCGUGGGAGCCCUCAUCCAGUGACGAGGAUCAUAGUGAUUCAGAAGACAGCAUGAGUGACCUCUAUCCACCAACAAUAUUCACUUUAAAAAACCAGGCAGAAGAAGGUAAAGAGGGUGACGGGGAUGAAGAGGAAGAUGACUUCCAAACAGAUGAAGAGGAAGAAAUGGAGGUGGAUAAGCCGGCGCUGCAGAAACGCAAGAAGGUCCAGGGCGGAGGUUUUCAGAAGAAAUUCAGAAAUAACCACUGGAAAUCAGGGCGUAAGAAACAUGGAAAAGUGCCGAAUGGAAAGUAAAAAGCAAAACCAAAUAUGUACAGUAUUUUUAUACCUGGUAGUUUGUCAGGGAGCAACACUGCACUUCCAGUUUGGAGUCGUACUCCUGUUUGAUCCAGCCUGACCUUUUGUAUAUGUGAACAUCCGUUUCAUAUUUUUCGCAUAUGAAAGGUGUCCGUUUUCUGAGCUGUGAUGUUGCACAGCUCAGACGAGACUGGUUUACAUGAAGUGGAAAAUGUGUUAGUGGCAGUAAACACAUAAUUUUAACUGGAUAAGUUGUAUUGUCUGGUUGCAACCAAGUGUGCAAGUAUAAAAUACAUCUCAAUUUGGAUUUGCAAA